GCCACAGAACAGGGAUCUGCCUUUUUGUCAUUAGAGCUCACGCUGGUGGACUAAAGGAGCGAGAUAAGUCUCUGAUCCGGUCCUGGGCCUAGAGGACAAUCCUGCUCAGCAGCAUGACCAGCGAGGUGGUGGAAGAUGAGAUGGAAUUUUAUUCCAAGGCUGAGAAAUACUGGAAGGACGUGCCACCUACGGUGGACGGCAUGCUGGGUGGGUACGGCCACAUCUCCAGCAUUGACAUCAACAGCUCCAAAAAAUUCCUGCUUAAGUUCCUUCGGGAUGGCCCUAACAGGACGGGGACCACCUGUGCCUUGGACUGUGGCGCUGGGAUUGGCAGGAUCACCAAGAGGCUGCUGUUGCCUCUCUUCAAAGCAGUGGACAUGGUGGACGUGACUAAGGACUUCCUGACCAAGGCGAGGACCUACCUGGGAGAAGAGGGCAAGCGAGUGAGGAACUACUUCUGCUGCGGCCUGCAGGACUUCAGCCCAGAGCCCAGCUCCUAUGAUGUCAUCUGGAUCCAGUGGGUAAUAGGACACCUGACAGACGACCACCUGUCUGACUUCCUGAAGAGAUGCAAGGUUGGCCUGCGCCCCAACGGCAUCAUCGUCAUCAAGGACAAUAUGGCCCAGGAAGGAGUCAUCAUGGACGAUGUGGACAGCAGCGUGUGCCGGGACUUGAACGUGGUGCGGACAAUCGUCCGGCGCGCAGGGCUCACUCUCCUGGUGGAAGAAAAGCAAGAGAACUUCCCUGACGAAAUCUACCAUGUCUAUACAUUUGCCAUGAGAUGAACCCUGGUGGGGAGAGGCUGUUUACUCAGAGGUACCGUGGUGCCAGCGUAGAGCAAAGGACCAGCACACGGGUCCCUUCUGGGGGGGGGAGGAUCAGCACACCUCUAGUGUGCACCACACACUUGAUGGUUAAAAUUCAGGGUGGGAUGGGAUGUCCCAAAUAACUCUGCUGAGGCUGGCUGAAAAGAGCGGGUGGGUCUGGUCCGUUGCUGCUAUUUGUGACAAAAGACCUUUGCUAAAUACACUCUCCUGCUGUUGCA
Molecule: messenger RNA, 1045 nt
Organism: Pelodiscus sinensis (Chinese soft-shelled turtle)
Lineage: Eukaryota; Metazoa; Chordata; Testudines; Trionychidae
Source: RefSeq, a predicted model, not a curated record